GGCCCGGGGCGCGGCCCGCGAUUGGCUGGGGCGGGCAGAGCGUCUUCUCCGGCCUGGGCGGCGCAGACGAGGCCUGAGGCGGCGGCGCGAGGCAGUAUGGUUUGAAGUGGUGAACAUGGAUUUUUCUCGGCUUCACAUGUACAGUCCUCCCCAGUGUGUGCCGGAGAACACGGGCUACACGUAUGCGCUCAGUUCCAGUUAUUCUUCAGAUGCCCUGGAUUUUGAGACCGAGCACAAAUUGGACCCCGUAUUUGAUUCUCCACGGAUGUCCCGCCGUAGUUUGCGCCUGGCCACGACAGCAUGUACCCUGGGGGAUGGUGAGGCUGUGGGUGCCGACGGCGGUGCCAGCAGUGCUGUCUCCCUCAAGAACCGAGCGGCCAGAACAGCGAAACAGCGCAGAAGCACAAACAAAUCAGCUUUUAGUAUCAACCACGUGUCAAGGCAGGUCACGUCCUUUGGCGUCAGCCACAGCGGCACUGACAGCCUGCAGGAUGCUGUGACUCGACAGCCUCCUGUACUGGAUGAGUCUUGGAUUCGUGAACAGACCACAGUGGACCACUUCUGGGGUCUUGACGAUGAUGGUGAUCUUAAAGGUGGAAAUAAAGCUGCCAUUCAGGGAAACGGGGACUUGGGAGCCGCCGCUGCCACCGCGCACAACGGCUUCUCCUGCAGCAACUGCAGCAUGCUCUCCGAGCGCAAGGACGUGCUCACGGCGCACCCCGCGGCCCCCGGGCCCGUGUCGAGAGUUUAUUCUAGGGACAGGAAUCAAAAACGCGGUGCGUCUUUCUACGUGAAUAGGAUUUUGUGGCUGGCCAGAUACACUGCGUCAUCUUUUUCAUCAUUUUUAGUUCAACUUUUUCAAGUGGUUUUAAUGAAGCUCAAUUAUGAAUCAGAAAAUUACAAAUUGAAAAUUUAUGAAUCAAAAGAUUGUGAAUCCGAAAGCUUUAAAUCAAAAAGCCAUGAAUCAAAAGCUCAUGCCAGUUACUGUGGGAGAAUGAAUGUGAGAGAGGUUCUCAGAGAGGAUGGCCACCUCAGUGUAAAUGGGGAAGUGCUGUGCGACGACUGUAAGGGCAAGAGGCACCUCGACGCGUACACAGCUGUCCACUUGCAGUCGCCACGGCCGCCCAGGCGGGCAGGGACCCUCCGGCACAUCUGGGCGUGUGCAGGUUACUUCUUGCUGCAGACUCUGCGCAGGAUCGGAGCUGCGGGCCGGGCUGUGUCUAGGAUGGCGUGGUCGGCCCUGUGGUUGGCCGUGGUUGCUCCAGGGAAGGCAGCCUCCGGAGUGUUCUGGUGGCUAGGGAUUGGAUGGUACCAGUUUGUUACUUUGAUUUCUUGGCUGAAUGUGUUUCUUCUUACCAGGUGCCUUCGAAACAUCUGCAAGCUUUUAGUCUUGCUCGUCCCACUCCUCCUUUUACUUGCAGGUCUCUCCUUACGGGGCCAGGGCGAUUUCUUUUCGUUCCUGCCUGUGUUGAACUGGGCAAGCACGCAUAGAACACAGCGGGUGGAUGACCCCCAGGAUGUAUUUAAACCCGCGACUUCUCGCCUGAACCAGCCUCUGCAGGGUGACAACGAGGCUUUUCCAUGGCAUUGGAUGAGUGGCAUGGAGCAGCAGGUGACCUCCCUGUCUGGACAGUGCCACCACCAUGGCGAGAAUCUCCGAGAGCUGACCACUUUGCUUCAGAAGCUGCAGGCUCGGGUGGACCAGAUGGACAAUGGCGCUGCCGGGCCAUCAACAUCGGUCAGAGAUGCUGUGGGACAGCCCCUGAAGGAGACUGACUUUAUGGCUUUUCACCAAGAACAUGAAGUGCGCAUCUCACACUUGGAAGAUAUUCUGGGAAAACUGAGAGAAAAAUCUGAGGCCAUCCAGAAGGAACUAGAACAGACCAAGCAAAAAACAGUCAGUGCGGUUGGUGAGCAGCUCCUGCCCACGGUUGAGCACCUCCAGCUGGAGCUGGAUCAGCUAAAGUCAGAGCUGUCCAGCUGGCGACACAUGAAGACUGGCUGUGAGACAGUGGAUGCUCUACAAGAAAGAGUGGAUGUGCAAGUCAGAGAAACAGUGAAACUCCUGUUUUCCGAAGAUCAGCAAGGCGGCUCUCUGGAACAGCUGCUACAGAGGUUCUCGUCGCAGUGUGUGAGGAGAGGCGACUUGCACACGAUGCUGCGAGACCUGGAGCUGCAGAUCCUGAGGAACGUCACCCACCACAUUUCCGUGACCAAGCGGCUCCCAGCCUCGGAAGUCGUGGUGUCUGCUGUGAGCGAGGCGGGGGCGUCUGGAAUAACAGAGGCGCAAGCACGUGCCAUCGUGAACAACGCCUUGAAGCUGUAUUCCCAAGAUAAGACUGGGAUGGUGGACUUUGCUCUGGAAUCUGGUGGUGGCAGCAUCCUGAGUACUCGCUGUUCUGAAACGUACGAAACCAAAACGGCCCUGAUGAGUCUGUUUGGGAUCCCGCUGUGGUACUUCUCGCAGUCCCCACGCGUGGUCAUCCAGCCUGACAUUUACCCCGGUAACUGCUGGGCAUUUAAAGGCUCCCAGGGGUACCUGGUGGUGAGGCUCUCCAUGAUGAUCCACCCAGCCGCCUUCACUCUGGAGCACAUUCCUAAGACGCUGUCGCCAACAGGCAACAUCAGCAGCGCCCCCAAGGACUUCGCCGUCUAUGGAUUAGAAAAUGAGUAUCAGGAAGAAGGGCAGCUUCUGGGACAGUUCACGUAUGAUCAGGACGGGGAGUCGCUCCAGAUGUUCCAGGCCCUGAAAACACCCGACGACAGAGUUUUCCAAAUAGUGGAACUUCGGAUUUUUUCUAACUGGGGCCAUCCUGAGUACACCUGUCUGUAUCGGUUCAGAGUUCAUGGCGAACCUGUCAAGUGAAGACAGUACUCAUUAUUUUUGUACAUUUUUGUAUAUACUGGGACAGCCUGAAACACUGGAAUCCUUCGUGGACGAGGGCAUAUACACUGAUGGGACAGUGCCACUCCUUCAAUAAACGUGGCUGCUGGCCAGGGACUAGAGCGUGUGACGGGCGCCCUGGCACCACCUGUUGGGUGCUCACUGACUGCAUGUGCAGAGGGGUCAGCAGCAGGGGAAGCGUGUUGAACACGUGUCUCAGACGCUCCUUGUUUUUAAUGGGAAGUUCUUUGUAUUUGCAUUUCCUUGACAACAGGAGCAAAGCAGAGGAAGCUGAGAGUCUGGCAUGUUCUUGACGCUUUGGUCUUGAGCCUUGCACUGGCUCUUCUAAAGGACUUUUGGAGGGCAGAUAAUUUCAUCUGUUAAAUCCAACACACAUUUCUUUCAGGGAAAAACAAUGUCACCAAAUUUUCAGAGUUCUAAACUCCUUUCCUUCAAGCCGGGAUUUUCCUUUAUUCAGCACCAGUACGUACUAAGUCUCCAGAUGGGGAAAUGACUAAAAUGGGUUUUUCUGCUUUGUUUGCUCUACUUCUGAGAAAGGUUUCCAGUCUGGACUCGCUGUACCAAUAUCCGUGGUGGAAUAUGGGAGCGUUUCAUUCUCCUUGUACGCUGAAGUCAGUCUGACUUGAAGGAGGCUGGUUUGGAUCUAAGCAAACACCCAGAUGGGGUUCUUUGGUCUCAGCAAGGCUUUUCCUGUUGGGAUUCACAGUAAACAGAAACCCAGAAAUCUCACCUUGGGUGUUUUCAGGGGUCAUUUUGAGUUUUGCUGAAUAGGGAGCACGAGAUACCCUGAGCCUUCCUCUCUUCACUGGUGGUGAUCAGAGGAGCUGUCUGGUGUGUCAGGGUCGUGAAGCCGUUACAUUUCAGGACGAUCCUCUUUCCUUCAGCAGCACUUCUUACUGGCUCUGGCUGGAAUCUGCCUUUUAUCACAGCUGUCACCAUUCUCACGUGAUUCUCGUGAGACUCUCUGGUUAUAAUUACUAUUUAAUAUUUAGACUGUUUUACUGAGCAGACUUUAUAAUAAUGAGAUAUCUGCAAGGCACUUAAAGUGUUACAGAUGUUUUACCUUAAGAAUUAUUUAAGUUGUGUUGGGUUAAGACAGUUUUCGGUGUACCGUAAAUGUUGUGUUUUCAGAAAAAGACAAAACGAUGGUGCUGACUGGUUUUCUGUAUAUUGCACAACAGUCCUCAAAUCCACGAAACUAUUCAUACAUCAAGCAGCAUUUUUUUCACUCUCCUUAGAAUUGGAACUAUGCAGUUAAAGCGGAUAAAAUGUACAGAUGUUUCAUAUAUUACAGGUUACAUAUAUAAAUCAAAAUUUCCUAUAUAAAACUGAUUUGGGAUUUGGGGUGGAAAUAUUUUGAAUAUUUAUUUUUAAAGAUGCAAGAUAGGACUUUGUGCAAUGUAUUUUUGUAAAUGCUUUUCAAAAUAUCUGUCUUUGGUAGUGCUGCUGCUGCUGCCACCAAAUUGGUAAGAUGCUAUUAAGAGGUUUAAAUAAAGAGUUUUAAUUUUUAAAAGUU
Macaca mulatta (Rhesus monkey) is the source of this 4421-nucleotide messenger RNA. RefSeq names its product Sad1 and UNC84 domain containing 1 (gene SUN1). The record is from RefSeq and is a predicted model, not a curated record. Gene Ontology annotation, cellular component: nuclear envelope; meiotic nuclear membrane microtubule tethering complex. Gene Ontology annotation, molecular function: protein-membrane adaptor activity. NCBI's taxonomy places the organism in Eukaryota, Metazoa, Chordata, Mammalia, Primates, Cercopithecidae.